Molecule: messenger RNA, 1251 nt
Organism: Ostrinia furnacalis (Asian corn borer)
Lineage: Eukaryota; Metazoa; Arthropoda; Insecta; Lepidoptera; Crambidae
Exons: 4
Coding region: 109-759 (216 amino acids)
Source: RefSeq, a predicted model, not a curated record
AGUUCAUCAAUUUUCUGUAUGCGUAAAAUUUUAAACAAUUUAUUAUUUUUACAUAAAAUACGCCCAUAAACUUGAUAUGUCUUAGUUAAUUUUGCUUUUACGGGAUUCAUGAUGAUGAACUCCAUUCAUAACACAGUCAAAUAUCUGCGGCUGAUAAACAUCAAGACAGCUUUAAAUGCUGUUAAAGAAUGUCAGCCGCGACGGCUGCCAGUGGAGAAACCCUGCUUAUUGUCUAAGGCGAAGACAUUAUCUUUUGCACCUCGUUCUAUUGGUGUAGAGAUCACCGAGAGCAAUGUUGUGGAUAGAACUAAGCAGGACCCGAUUCCUUACAUACCCAUAAUUAAUCCGCGGUCGAUUUUGCCGUUAAUUGAUACCAAUUGGAGGAAGGAUGAAGUGGGUCUCCCUGCACUGAACAAUGAAGAGAAGCAAGCGACCAGGCUUAUUGUCAUUAGGAGGAAAAAGAUGAAGAAGCACAAGCGCAGGAAGCUGUGGAAGAGAAUGAGAUAUCGCUGGGCUAGGAUAAAGCAGCGCAGGCGUCAAGUCAAAGAAAAGAUCUUCCAGAACUCACUCCUCGCCAUGGUGAAGGAGGCCAACGAGUUCUCCGCCGAGAAGUACGUCGCUGGGAAACUGGAGAAGGCCAACCACAAGCCGCUGCCCACCAGGUGGCGCCACAAGCGCCUGCCCGAGUUCAUCAUCCGACAGCUGCUCGGCAUCGACAAGAAGAUCAAUUACAAACACACGGAUACUUAUAAGGCUUAAUUUGCUCAUGUCUGAAGUUACUGCUAUUAGUUGCAUGUUUAAUUUUGAGAAUUAAGGUGCCCUGGAUCUUGUAGAGUUGAAGUCUUCUAAAAUCUAAGAGGCAUCUGAACUUAUAUGCAUUACUAUGAUUCAGAAUAAUAUAAUCCUGUAAUUUGUUACUUAUGCAUAUCAAAGAAAAGGCUCUCUUAGAUAAGGAAUCAACUGACCUGAGGACCUGAAAUCCUCUAAAAAUGUUAUAAUAUAUUUAAGCCAGUAAUUGUAUUUUUGCAUUUAUAAUAAAUAAAUAUUGAGGAAAAGGUUUUGGAUUUGAGUAACUGAAAUCAUAUUAACUGAAUUCUGUGAGAGCUGUUAUUGCUAAAAUGUAUUUAUUUUCGUGUUAUUAACAUCGUCGACCGAUUGUAUUGUUUUUAUGGCGCAUUAUCAGUAACUUUAGACAUUAUGAGAAGCUGAUUGGAAUAUUUGUAGACAAUAUAGAGUUAUUAUAAUAAAUAA